GCGCGCGGGUGGGGGCCGGGCUGGGCGGUGGUGGGCGCGCGGCGGGAGAUGCCGGGGCCCGGGGCCCGAGCGGACGAGGGCGCCGGGCCGGGGCGGGAGCCGGCGCGGCUGUGUGGCUACCUGCAGAAGCUGUCGGGCAAGGGCCCGCUGCGGGGCUACCGCAGCCGCUGGUUCGUGUUCGACGCGCGACGCUGCUACCUCUACUACUUCAAGAGCCCGCAGGACGCGCUGCCGCUCGGCCACCUGGACAUAGCCGACGCCUGCUUCAGCUACCAGGGCCCCGACGAGGCGGCCGAGCCCGGCGCCGAGCCGCCCGCGCACUUCCAGGUGCACAGCGCGGGCGCCGUCACGGUCCUCAAGGCUCCUAAUCGUCAGCUCAUGACUUACUGGUUGCAGGAGCUUCAGCAGAAGAGGUGGGAGUACUGCAAUGGUCUCGAUAUGGUCAAGUGGGACAGCAGGACGUCCCCGACUCCGGGGGACUUCUCUAAGGGCCUCGUGGCCAGAGACACCACAGAUUUCAUUUACCCAAACCCAAAUGCUUCUGCAGAAAAAGCCAGAAAUGUCUUAGCUGUGGAAACGGCCCCCGGAGAGCUGGUGGGAGAGCAAGCUGCAAGUCAGCCGGCCCCAGGGCACCCGAAUUCCAUCAAUUUCUCUCUCAAGCAGUGGGGCACGGAGCUCAAAAAUUCAAUGUCUUCUCUGCGUCCUGGGAGAGGGCAUGACAGUCGGAAGAGUGUGUUUUAUACCAGUGAGGAGUGGGAGCUUCUGGACCCGAGCCCCAAAGACCUGGAAGAGUCCAUGGUACACGAGGAGAGGAAGAGGCAGGCCCCCGAAGGAAGCAGAGGAGUAACUGGCUCAGGAUUUCUCUUUGAUUUUGGACGUGUUCCUUAUAAAGGGAAGCGCCCUUUGAAAGACAUGAUUGGAUCGUACAAAAAUCGUCACAGUAGUGGUGACCCUUCAACCGAGGGGACAUGGGGCACUGGCAGCGCCAGCAAGGUGGCCUCUGAAAUGCAGCCACAGGUCCAGAGUCAGCAGGAAGAGCUGGAGCAGUUAAAGAAAGACCUGUGCAGUCAGAAGGAGCUCGUGCGGCUGCUGCAGCAGACGGUGCGGUCGUCGCAGUAUGACAAGUAUUUCACGAGCAGCCGGCUCUGCGAGGGGAUCCCAGAGGACACGCUUGAGCUCCUCCAUCAGAAGGAUGACCAGAUCCUGGGCCUCGCCGGCCACCUGGAGAGGUUCAGCCUGGAGAAGGAGAGCCUGCAGCAGGAAGUGAGGACCCUGAAGAGCAAAGUGGGCGAGCUCAACGAGCAGCUGGGGAUGCUGAUGGAGACGAUCCAGGCCAAGGACGAGGUCAUCAUAAAGCUGUCCCGGCAGCUCAGCCAGUGUGAGGACAGCGUGUCCUCCCCCACCUGGGUGCCUGGCUCUCCCGUGGCCGCGCCUGCGCCCGCCACCAGGGACCAGCUGGAGCUGGACAGGCUGAAGGACAAUCUACAGGGGUACAAAACCCAGAAUAAAUUUCUAAAUAAGGAAAUUUUGGAACUGUCAGCUCUGCGGAGAAAUGCAGAAAGGAGAGAGAGGGAUCUGAUGGCCAAGUAUUCCAGCCUGGAAGCCAAGCUCUGCCAGAUAGAAAGUAAAUACUUGAUCUUGCUGCAAGAAAUGAAGAGCCCCGUGUGCUCAGAAGAGCAGGGGCCUGCCCGUGAUGUCAUAGCCCAGCUGCUGGAGGACGCGCUGCAGGUGGAGGGCUCGGAGCAGCCGGAGCAGGCCUUCGUGAAACCUCACCUUGUCAGUGAGUAUGACAUUUACGGGUUCAGGACUGUCCCAGAGGAUGACGAGGAAGAGAGGUUGGUGGCCAAGGUCCGGGCGUUGGACCUGAAGACCCUCUACCUCACGGAGAACCAGGAGGUCUCCACCGGGGUCAAGUGGGAAAACUACUUUGCGAGCACGAUGAACCGUGAGAUGAUGUGCUCCCCGGAGCUGAAGAACUUGAUCCGGGCUGGCAUUCCGCACGAGCACCGCUCCAAGGUGUGGAAGUGGUGCGUGGACCUUCACACCAGGAAGUUCAGGGACGGCACCGAGCCAGGCUAUUUCCAGACCUUGCUCCAGAAGGCACUGGAGAAGCAGAACCCGGCCUCGAAGCAGAUCGAGCUGGACCUGCUGCGGACGCUGCCCAACAACAAGCAUUACUCCUGCCCCACCUCCGAGGGCAUCCAGAAGUUACGCAACGUCCUGCUCGCCUUCUCCUGGCGGAAUCCAGACAUCGGCUACUGCCAGGGUCUCAACAGGUUGGUGGCGGUGGCUCUCCUGUACCUGGAACAAGAAGACGCCUUCUGGUGUCUAGUCACCAUCGUGGAAGUCUUCAUGCCUCGAGACUAUUACACAAAGACUCUUUUAGGAUCCCAGGUGGACCAACGCGUGUUUCGAGACCUCAUGAGUGAGAAGCUGCCGCGGCUGCACGCGCAUCUGGAGCAGUACAGCGUGGACUACACCCUCAUCACGUUCAACUGGUUUCUGGUGGUGUUUGUGGACAGUGUGGUCAGUGACAUCCUCUUCAAAAUAUGGGACUCCUUCCUGUACGAGGGGCCCAAGGUCAUUUUCCGUUUUGCCCUGGCACUUUUUAAGUACAAGGAAGAGGAGAUCCUGAGAUUGCAGGAUUCGAUGUCUAUAUUCAAGUACCUCCGAUACUUCUCUCGCACGAUCCUGGACGCCCGGAAGCUGAUCAGUAUCUCCUUCGGGGACCUGAACCCGUUCCCCCUGCGUCAGAUCCGGAACCGGCGUGCCUGCCACUUGGAGAAGGUCCGGCUGGAGCUGUCGGAGCUGGAGGCCAUCCGCGAGGAUUUCCUGCGCGAGCGGGACGCCAGUCCUGACAAGGGCGAGCUGGUCAGCGAUGAAGAGGACGCCUGAGUGGCCCCUGCCCCAUGACGCUGCUCUUCUUGCCUCACAACCAAAGCGUGCCAAAGGGUGAGCUGCAGGGCCGUCGGUGUCGUGACACCCAGAAUGUCAGCCCCGUGGUCUCCGGAAAUCUGCUGGGCGGCUGUCCAGAGCCACACGGCCCUUUCUCAGUUCCACGUGGGCGGGGUCCCACCGUUUACAGCGUCUUCCUGCUGUGCCUUUGGCCACACGUGUCCCGUCACACGUUCCGAUUGAUCGGUACACGGCCAGGCUGACCAGUCGGCUACUCCCAAGAGCCCGUUUACAGUGUCCGUCAGCCAUGGCGGUGUCUUAGCCCUGAGAAAGCCCCACACGGCCGCCUCCCGCGCGGUGUCCCCUGUGUAUUCAGGCAGUGUGGGCGUCUUCUGAACGGUCCCACUGCCCUCAGACCCUCCUCGACCAGAGUGGGGCUGCCUCGGUCGCAGAAGGUGGCUGUUGAAAAAGGGGCUUCCUUAGAAAAGCAGGUCCAUCCCUUGUUCAGAAAUGGCUUAUAGAAACCCCCCUCACGCCGCCAGCCGUGCCCCGAUUCUGGAAUAGCUUUGCCCUUUCGGCCUUUCAAACAGCGGCUCACAGCCUGCUGCGGGCCGGCCUGGCUCUGCGGACACCACACUCCCUCCUCGUCGGCCGCUGUUGGCAGAUGGGUGGUGCUCGGGCCAUGGCGGGAAGCUCUGCUCAUCUGAGCGAUGACGCGCAGAAUCCCCACACACAGAUGGAGAGGGAUUCUGGAAAACUGGCUCGUCCUGCAAGGCAGGCCCACCCCUGGACAGCCUUGGUCAGGGGGACGCAGGGAGCUUUCCUGGGGGCACUGCAAGGCAAGGGUGCAGCUGCUGAGAACACUGGGCACCCGGAAACUGGCUCCCUCGGGAGCAGCCAGUGUGUCUGGUGUGCCCGCCCCACGACCGCCCGGAAGCCCUCUCCCCUUCCCCAGGCCAGCACGGGCCUCCCGGGGGGGUCGCCGCAGCGUCCAGCAUGUCAGACCGCCCCGGCAGUUCUGGGGACACGGAGCACCACCUGUUUGAAGCCCUGGAAGGAGGCUUUGCGCGCGGAAGGUUGUUGGGCUUCUCUGUGAACCCUCCCUGAUGUGCAGCUGUGACAGGAUGUUUUCUGGCACGGUUUUACUCAACCAGGAAAGAGGCCAUUUUAAAUGGAGUUUUUACACUACCCGGAAGACAUAGGAAAUGACAGUUGACCUACAUUACACAUACUCUGACUGAAGGCUGAAGCGGCGUAAUUUGAAGACGUGCUUAUUUGUGAGUACGGUUUCUGUGUCUGUGACUCUCCCGGCGGCAUCGUGGCCGGUGGCCAUCGCAACGAACCAGACUGAGCCCAGCUCCUGUCUUUGGUGUAGUUGCUUCGUUUGAUUUUCCACCAUGUACAGGGAGCCGGUCUCUAUAUUUAGCCAAAAGCCUUUGUGUCUUUCCAGGUAUCAGAAUUGUUUUUCAUGUCUUGGGAGCAGCUGUUAGAGGCCUAGCUUCUUUUUUCAGGAAGUUGCCUUGUGGGUCCUACGAGGAGGGUUAUGUGGCCUCACUGCUCUGUGGAGCCCCCUGCUCCCUGCAGGACACUGGGGCUGCUGGAGACGCUGCCCCCACCUCCCACGGGGCUGUCAGCCUGGAGGGUGCAGUGGGACCGGGGUCGGGGCUCCACAGUCACUCCGGCUUCCCUCAGACUUCGGCUUCCAAGUUGAUUUAGCCCUGGAACUGCCGUCCUGGGGCUAAAACACAGCCGUUAGGAACAGGCUUGUUUUCCCCACCUUAAAAGCACCUGAAUUGGGCCCUGGUGCUCCGAGUGGCCGGGCAAUGGGCGUGAGAGCAGAGCUGGUGGAGGAAGUGGACUGGGAACGGUUUUGGGGGUCCCAUCUGUGGGAUAGAGCCCCCGGUGUGCAGAGGGCGGAGACGGGUGCUGGCCCGGUUCCAGACAGGGGACCCAACGGGCCCAUGUUCUGUCCAGAACCGUAGGGUCCGGUCCCACUCUUUCCAGCCAACACUCCCUUCUGGUGCCCGACACAGGCUGGGCAGCCGCGGGCCAGCCUGCACACAGGCAGCUGCCAUGCCCACUGGGAGCCCCUGCGUCACACCGGUGGGAACUGCCAGCUUCAUGGCGGUGGGUGUUUGUUUUUUGUGGGUUGAGCGUCUGUUAAUACUUUUGUAUGCUUCACUACAGUUUAUAUUUUUAUAGGCUAUUUUUAUCAAGCUUUUUCUAGGUCCCUUCUAUUUUACAUGACGAGUUCUCGUGUGCACGGCUCCCUGUGUCUGUCAACCUGGACCUCCCCAGCUGCUGUCCACUUUGGGCCCCCGUUUGCCCCCGGCCUUGACCACCUCGGACCUUGACAUGUGCGUGGCCCCUUCUCACCCCAGGGGGCGUCCGGUGCCGCUUGUGGUCGUGCUGACUGACCGCUGUUCAACAGCAGCUGAGGCCGUGCUCACUGGGGACGAUUCUGGUUUCAAGUGUAUUAUAUAGGAAGUGUCCUAGGCAAACAGCCACUCCACUUUGUUUAACUAAAUGUUUGUAUUAUUGCACAAUCCCUCCCCCUCACGUGGGCGGCGUCAUCUUCCUGCACGUGUUCUGGGCAGCGGGGCCUGCGGGCUCUGUUCUUGCCAGUGGGAGGCUGGAUGCCAGCCUGGAGGGCUGGAGUGGGCAACUGCCAAGUGACGCUUGCCUUUUAUGUCACAGCAGCUUCCAUGCUUAUCUUCAAGUUACAUUUGGGGAUUAUCAUAUUAAAAGAUGAAAUAAACCACUAAUUUGUAUAAUGUU
Rhinolophus ferrumequinum (greater horseshoe bat) is the source of this 5673-nucleotide messenger RNA. It is a transcript of the gene TBC1D2B, whose product is annotated as TBC1 domain family member 2B. The transcript has 13 exons. NCBI's taxonomy places the organism in Eukaryota, Metazoa, Chordata, Mammalia, Chiroptera, Rhinolophidae. The record is from RefSeq and is a predicted model, not a curated record. Bases 49 to 2895 code for a protein of 948 amino acids.